GAGAACAGCGUAUACUCAUGCAUUGGAAUAGUGGUGUAAUCAAAGAUAAAUAGGUGAAUAAAAAGAAAAUAUGAUACAUGGAAUGAGAUUGAACAGAAGCAUUGGUGUAACAGUGCAUUGCGACAGUUGAUGUUAAAAGGUUUUAUUUCGCUUCGGGUUUUUGAUAAAAUCAAGCACUUUGCUCUAUAUUUGGAGUUCAACAAUUACAAUUAAUGAGCAAGAAAAACAGUGUCAGUGCGUUCUUUUUCAGUUCACAUAGCAGAAAGUAGUUCACGAAAACUGCUGAAAAUAAAAGCAAUCAAAAUUAACCUAGAAUAGUGAAGUAACGUACACAACACAACCGGCACAGUAAGUGAGAGAACCAAAGAGAUGUGUAGUGAGACGUGAGUUAACAAAAACGAAGCAAAAGAAAUCUCUCUUCUUCCUGGUUUGUGUAAUCAAAGAGGUAACACGAAAGUAGCAGCAGGUACAGCAACAAGCUUAUCUGCCGACUAUUGUGCUGCUGUGUGGUGACUUCAACGCCAUUGUUGAAAGUUAAUCGUGCAUAAAAAGAAAAUAAGUAAUUAUCCUUUUAAAUAAGAAAAUUGUGGAAAGAGAGGAGAAGCACACCUUGAGGGGAAACAAAAAAAUGUUCAACCAAGUUGAAAAUUGGGAAGAGCUGAAGAAAAUAAUCGAUGUGCUACAAUUAUAAGUGAGAUAAUUCCGUUGUUUUUCUUUCUUCUCUCUUCCUUCCUCGAUGCUUGCAUUUGGACUCACCACUAUUACCACCCCCAAAUGGUUGGUUGAUUCUCUAACUAUCUUCGGCUAAUAUUCGUUCCCGUCAUCGGAAUAUAUCGUACGGUUUUUUUUUUUACUGUGUGUGCCGUUAACAUGGAGACUAGCUAUAACAGUGGCAACGGAGAAUUCGACGUUAAUAUGUUCGAUCAAUAUAUAUACAAGCGUACCGAAUCAAAUCUCGACGUGUCAUUGUCCGUACCACAUUAUAAUGGUCAACACGGUCCUCAUUACAAUAUGAAUGAUCAUACGUUCCAUACGCCAUCAUUUGGAGAUGAAGAAUUUGACAUUCCAACAAUGAAUUCACACCUCCAUUCCCAACAUCAACAACAGCAACAUCAGCAACCAAACCACCAACAGCAACAGCCGCAGCAGCAUUCUCACCAGACGCAUCAAAUAGAACAACAUCAGUAUCAAAUGCACAAUAACGGCCAACCACCGCCUCAUAUAGGAAUGCUGAAUGACCAACAGCAACCACAACAGCAACAAUACACUCAAUGGCAUCAAGAUUCACAUUUAAAUCACCACAGUCCAUACCCGAUGCAGUCACCAAACCAGCCGACAUAUCACCAGCUGAACAGUCCUAGUCCCAAUAAUCCGAAUGCAACCCUGCACGUUCUUCAACCACCACAACAGUCACCUCAGAUGUCAACGCAGAUGUCCCCACCAGCAAGCACUGGUGCUCCAGUUGGUGGCUCUGGGGGCUUCGUGGGCCGGUCCCCACCCCAGGCGAGUGGACAUCAUAUAGGCAAUAAUGAACCAGGAACAACUAGCGAAGAUAGCGAUGAUGCCAUUCCGACGAACACUUUGAAAAGACCUUCACCCGAGCCUGUAUUUGACGGUGAUUCUAGCAGAUCAAAAUCUCCUGCCGCGUCGUUAGCAAAAAAACCAAAGGUUGCGAAGAAAAAGAAGAAACGGGAUCCGAAUGAGCCACAAAAACCCGUUUCCGCAUAUGCUCUUUUCUUCCGUGACACCCAAGCUGCCAUCAAAGGUCGGAAUCCGAAUGCAUCGUUCGGUGAAGUCUCGAAAAUUGUAGCAUCCAUGUGGGACGUGUUAGCGACCGAGCACAAAAACGUCUACAAAAAGAAAACUGAAGCAGCCAAAAAGGAGUAUUUAAAAGCUUUGGCAGCGUAUCGAGCGAGUUUAGUUUCUAAGGGUACAGAAGGAGAGCAGCAACAACCGUCCCAGCAGCAGCAGCAACCAAUGUAUUCACCCCCUCCACCGUCACAACAACUUCCACCUCCACAGCAACAACAAAAUCACAUGGUAAACCACUCACAGCCGUCACCACAACAUGGCCAGCCGGUUCCACAAGUGAGUCCACAUAUGCCCGGCCAAGGCAGUCAUAUGCCACAGCAAUCUAACAACUAUCCACCACCGUAUGCAUCUCCGUAUAAAUCCCCACAGCAGACCAUGAUGCAAAUGCAACCACAUCUUCAACAUCACAACCAACCGACGAUGCAUCCAGGCCAAGCACAAGUACAACCACCGCCACACCACAUGCAAAUUAAUGCAAUGGCUGUUGCUCAGCAGCAGCAGCAAAUGAUGGGUCAACAACCACAGAUGGGAAUGUCACCGCAACAGCAACACCAGCAGCAGAUUCAGCAAAAUCAUCUCACUAGUGCAAACAUUAAUGGAAUGAUGAACAUGGGCAUGACACCACCGCAUUCUCACUACAUGAAUCAACAGAUGCACAGUCAGCAGCAAGGGCAGCAGCACUCUCAAAUAACUGGUCAUCCGAUGCAACAACAACAGCAGCAGCAGUCGGUGGGAGCGGGUGGCCACAUGAGCCCCCACCAGGUUGCUCCCCCGGUGUCCGGCAGUCCAACCCAGCAGAACGUAGCACCCCAGCAGUGUAUCCGGCACGGCUGCCAGAACCCAGCGAUCGUCAAUUCGGACUGGGAGGAUGAAUACUGCAGUAACGAAUGUGUCAUCACUCACUGCCGUGAUGUUUUUGGAAACUGGGUGCAAACGAACAACUCGCAGCAGCAAACGUACUCAGCUGUGAAAUAAUCCGCGCGUCGAAUUGUUAUGAGCAACAAAAAUGAACAAGGGUGCAAUCCGCGUAAGAUUACCGUUCAAAGCGUAACUACUAUGGAAAAUGUAAUGGAUUCGUAAUUUACUGUUAUUACUGAAAAAUACACUUUUUACAAUGAUACAACUUUUAAUCUAAGGUAUAAAACACUAUAGCUGAUAAGAUAUACACAAAUAAACAAAUAAAAUAUGAAUAAAUUUAGCAAUCACCUAAAGUAAUGAACAAUAAAAAAAACUAUUUCAACGGUCAAGAAAGACAGCCAAAAGUUGCAUAUAAAUUUAAUAAAGACAAAUUUAAGACAGUAAUGUCCCAAAAACCAAACAGGAUAGGUAAAACAAGUUUCGAAAAUACUGUCGCCCAACUUUUCUUCGUUACUACUCAUAUUGUAAAUAGAUUUCGAAAUGUUUUCUUCCAAAGAAAUACAUAAUUGAAAAUCCACUCGAACAAAAGAUAAGAAAUAUAAAAAACAGAGUGAUUACAAGUCCUUUGUCUUUAUCACACAAACCACAUUACCCGUGAGGCUGUAUAUUGUUAUUUCUCUUCUAAUUUAUCUCGAUGAUGUUGUUUUCGAUUAUUUGUAUAAUAUUGAAAAACGAUAGGCAAAUAAUUAAUUAUGUAAGUAGUUGUCGUUAUUGAAAACCUACAAAUAAAUUACCCUGUAGCAUAGUGGGACUCACGUAACAGAUGCAAGUAAAAAGCAGUAAAUAUCGAAAGCAUUAAGACACACAGCUGUAUGUAACUGGUUUAGAUAAAUUCUGUGUGAAAUGAUAAAAUCAAACUCAAAACAAUUUUCCUACAAUUGCGUCGCGUAAAUUAUCAAGCCCUUGGGCAUGCUGAACGUCAACGUGAGCGAUCAGGCGAGAGCCUUGCCGUAGGUUGAUGAACAGCUCUACUUAAGGCUGUUUAUUAACCUACGGCAAGGCUCUCGCCCGAUCGCUCGCGUUGGCGUUCAGCAUGGCAAAAGCCUAAUGUGAACGCGAAGCCAACGAUGUUGACAAACCUGGAGCAAGAGCCACAUUGAAUGUUGAGGAUUUAUUACUAAAACUACUACUACUACUACAACUACUAUUGCAGAAACAGAAACACAAUGUCAGUGAAAGUCAUUUCAAUCUCAGCAUCAUCGUUUUACCGGUAUUAACAUAACGGCAGUUACUCAAACGUGCAUAUUUGUUAUGCGCACUGCCAUUCACAUAAAAACUGCUAUACUAAAUCACGUGUUUUUUUAAAUAUGCAAGUGUUACUACAUGCAAUGGUGCCAAUGAAGGUUCUAUUAAUUUUCUCAUUCACGAAAAAACGAGAAAUGUAAGGUUUGCAAAAAAGGAAAAUACUAUGUCCAGAUGGUACUUGCAGGCCGUAAAGGAAACACAUACUAAUAAAAUUACUAUUUUGUAGAAAGUU
Messenger RNA from Wyeomyia smithii (pitcher-plant mosquito), 4207 nucleotides. RefSeq names its product TOX high mobility group box family member 3-like. NCBI's taxonomy places the organism in Eukaryota, Metazoa, Arthropoda, Insecta, Diptera, Culicidae. Gene Ontology annotation, molecular function: chromatin DNA binding. Gene Ontology annotation, biological process: regulation of transcription by RNA polymerase II. Bases 871 to 2787 code for a protein of 638 amino acids. The record is from RefSeq and is a predicted model, not a curated record. Gene Ontology annotation, cellular component: nucleus. The transcript has 12 exons.